AAUUGCGUCGCCUCUCGCGGACAAGAUAUUAUCUAAAUUAAGAACGCGAUCCACACAUAUUAACAGACGAUACAACAACUUUGCGGAAGAAUGUGUGAUCCGAGCGAAAUUAAACGAACUUUCAACACGUGAUAAAAAAAAAUACUUUUCAACAUUAAUAUGAAAUAAUGCCGAUUUUAUUCAGUGCGUUCGCGUGUGAUAGAGUUAUUGUGAAUAAAUUUGCAAGCUGCGAGGGCAACUUCGAUGAAAUAGUUGAAACUAUGCUUAUAAAACUUCCGCAAAACAAUCGAAAAAUGACAUAUUCGCAUGGAAAAUAUCUGCUGCAUUACAUCGUUGAGGACAGACUCUUUUAUUUUUGUGUUACAGAUAGGACAUGCCAGAGAUCAAGAGCAUUUCUAUUUUUAAAUGAAAUAAGACGGCGACAUAGGACUGAUUUUAAAAACAACUUCGCAGAUGUAAUGGCUGAAGAGAUGUUCAGAUAUAAUGAGGAUUACAGCACUAUUGUUGUGAGGAAUGGGGAAUUAGACGAGGUCAAUACCAUUGCUGUCGAUAGUAGUGAAAACAUAUUGGGAGAGAAAAUACUUUUGGUAGAAAACGAACUAAACUUAAAGUACACUACAACGUCUUAUGUUGAAGAGAAACCUCAACAAGUCACACUGGCCGAAGACAAAGGACAGACCAACCAAAUAGUGUUCGUAGCAGUAAUAUUUGUUGGUCUAUCAGUACUCUAUGUAAUAAGUCCUGUAACUUUCACUGCAAUUAUUGUAUUAUUUAUAUUGCGUACGAUCAAUCGAUAAAAUAACUGUAAAUUUUAAUCCUUAAAGAAAUAAUAUUUUAUUAAUUUUUACAUAAUAUAACAUUUUUAGUUUUUAAA
Messenger RNA from Leptidea sinapis, 874 nucleotides. Its product is annotated as vesicle-associated membrane protein 7-like. Gene Ontology annotation, biological process: exocytosis; vesicle fusion. Lineage: Eukaryota; Metazoa; Arthropoda; Insecta; Lepidoptera; Pieridae. Gene Ontology annotation, molecular function: SNARE binding; SNAP receptor activity. The coding region runs from base 168 to 797 and encodes 209 amino acids. The transcript is spliced from 4 exons. Gene Ontology annotation, cellular component: SNARE complex. The record is from RefSeq and is a predicted model, not a curated record.